Messenger RNA from Macaca mulatta (Rhesus monkey), 3814 nucleotides. It is a transcript of the gene SNX12, whose product is annotated as sorting nexin 12. Gene Ontology annotation, cellular component: early endosome membrane; retromer complex. Lineage: Eukaryota; Metazoa; Chordata; Mammalia; Primates; Cercopithecidae. Gene Ontology annotation, molecular function: phosphatidylinositol-3-phosphate binding. Gene Ontology annotation, biological process: endocytic recycling; late endosome to Golgi transport. The record is from RefSeq and is marked provisional.
UUUUGAUUUGCCAUUUCCUUGGGACAGCCUGAAGGGAGAAUCGAAAGAAGUUCUUGUCAGUAUGGUUGCAUAACACUGAGUCGGAGAUUGUGAAAUGUCCUUUGAGAAAAAUGUACGGGCAGGAAGAUGAAUAGGUGUCUGUUUGAUUAAGGCUCUCCUUCGGAAAGAUGUCGGACACGGCAGUAGCUGACACCCGGCGCCUUAACUCGAAGCCGCAGGACCUGACCGACGCUUACGGGCCGCCAAGUAACUUCCUGGAGAUCGACAUCUUUAAUCCUCAGACGGUGGGCGUGGGACGCGCGCGCUUCACCACCUAUGAGGUUCGCAUGCGGACAAACCUACCUAUCUUCAAGCUGAAGGAGUCCUGCGUACGGCGGCGCUACAGUGACUUUGAGUGGCUGAAAAAUGAGCUGGAGCGAGAUAGCAAGAUUGUAGUACCACCACUGCCUGGGAAAGCCUUGAAGCGGCAGCUCCCUUUCCGAGGAGAUGAAGGGAUCUUUGAAGAGUCUUUCAUCGAAGAAAGGAGGCAGGGCCUCGAGCAGUUUAUUAACAAAAUUGCUGGGCACCCACUGGCUCAGAAUGAACGCUGCCUACACAUGUUCCUGCAGGAGGAGGCAAUUGACAGGAACUACGUCCCGGGGAAGGUGCGCCAGUAGGAGCCCCUCUCACCACCUGCCCUCUACUUUCCUGCUGAAAUGACAUUGGUUUUUACACUAAGCCUCUCUCUGUCUUUGAUCUGAAGUUGGCUGCCCAUCUCCUGGCCUGAUAGACUGUCUGGCAUUGUGCUCCCUGGUACCUGACUACACCAUGUGGGCACUCUGCUAGGAUCCUCUUCUCUGAGGAGAGGUGGGAACCCACAGGCAGAUGCCCUUUGCUUGGGGUUGGGGUGGGUGGGUGGGGGGAUUAGACUGGACGGCAAUUUCUUGGGCAUUUACCCAUGCCGGAAGGCUAACCUGGGGGGAGGGGGGCGCUUGUGCUGGUGAGGCACUUGGAUACAUACUGAUGCUGCAAGUCCAGGGGAUUUUUCUUACUCUUAGGUUUAACCAAGAACACCGAGCAGGGAAAAACCCUGCCUUUCCUAACUGCAUGUAUUUUUUCCUUUUUGGAAAGGUGGUAGAGACUCAGAAGCUUUCCUUGUUUUCUCUAGGCCUGCUCCCAGUUUUCUUAACAGUUUCUUUUGUUGCUUUCUCUCUCCUUUGUUGCUUUCCAUGGCAGUAAUCCUCCUAGAGUCCAAGCAGUCUGUUGUAUGGAACAGGGUGUGUGGGUUUUCUGGGCCCAUCAUUAUGGCUGCUUCAGAGUCAGAAGAAAGCCAUAGGGCAGUAGGGGAGCUCCUAUUGCCUAGCCCUUCUCCCUUUGUGGCUCCCACUCUAGCUGCCUAUUUUUGCUCAUCAGCUGGUGAGUCAGUAUGGGCCAGGAGUUCUCCCUCCCUAAGCCCUUGCUACUUUAUGGGUUAGCUUUGCAGGUUUGGUGGCUUGAGGGGUGGGGGCAACUCACCACUGCCAGGUAACUCCCUGAAGGGUGGGAGUGGAUUAUCUUCUAGGCUCUUCCCGGCGGUAGGGAAGGGCAUCAACACUGUCUUCCUUCCAUUCUCCUUUCCCCCAUCCCAUUUAGUGCUGCCACAGGGCAGAAGCACACAAACCAACCACACAGUCUCUGACUUCUCCUAAGCACUUUGAGCUGUUGAAUGGGGCUCAGGGGCAAGAAUUUUUGCUGCCCUCCCCAGCGUGGUCACAGGGUUAUUGAACUGCCUGCACUUGUUUCUCAUGCAACUCCAGCAUUUUCUCCAGAAGUUGAACUAUGGAUAGCAGCUUGGUAUGGAUUUCCUAAAUCUUAACAUCUGAAGCAGCUUCUUGAGGCUGGCAACUAUCCUGGUUUCUGUCUGGGAGGGGGUGGUUUGUUUGCUGGGGCCCAAUGUCUGUCCUAAGUGGUGGGGUGAGAGCAAGUUAACUUUGGUGCCAGAUGAGAGGUGGGGGCUCUUUGCUUAGACUCCUUAUCAUGGAAAGAUUGGAGUUUUCUAUGCAGGGCGUUGGGGAAAAGGAUUACUGAUUCUGACUGACCCUGAUCAGAGGGAUUAGGAUUGUAUUUUGACAUAGGAUUUGGAGCCCAUCUAAAUGUUGAAGUUCCUUGAGACAGCUCUCCAGCUGCUGAGCCUGUGCCAGGGGCUAAGCAGCCCCAAAUGAGAGGCUCUGCUCCCUUUCCCACCUCGCCAAUGUUGUUGUUGCUGCCUUUUUGAUUUGUAUCCUCUGUUAUAGACAUUUUUUAAAAACGAUUUCUUCUUUCAUUGUGCACAAGUGCUGAGAGUCUGAGGCCCCAUUUCUGCUGUGUAUAUAUAUCCUGACUCGGGGCUUUUAUUCAGCAAACUGUUCAUUCUUCUGUCAGACAAUGUCAUAUUCAACUCUGUUCAUAUUAAACCACUGUGAAGCAAGCCUCUGUUUUCCUGCUUAAGUUGUAAAUUUAGUAUUUUUUAGUGUCUAGGAUAUGCUGGGUAUUAUGCAGAAAUCAUACAAUGUGGCCAGUGUCCUGAGGUAAUGUUUUGCAUUUAAAUUUUUUUUAAAAAGCAGAAUCUUAACUUAUCUUAAUGAUAUUUACCUAUCCUUUUUGCAACUCACAGCUGACUUUGUCACAGAGGUAAUGCAUCUGCUUGCAGGAAGUAGCUGUAGGCUCAGUACCUGUGGUUUGAGUCACAUUUAGCAGAUUUGGUUUUUAAGCUUGUGGGUUUGUGCUAAUUUGGGCAGAAUAUAUUUAUUAUAUAUAUUUAUAUGUGUGUGUGUGUGUGUGUGUCUGCAUAUGUAAUACAUGUACAUAAACACAUGAAUGUGUUCAUCCUCUGACACACCCACACAACACCAACAAACAUUUCUUCUAUAGGCUUUUUACCUCAAUUGACACUGUUGUUUUUUUUUUUUUUUUCCAAAUAAGUUUGACACAGGCAGAAAGGUGGGUGAACUCUCAGAACUUUUGGCGGGUGGAUAUUCAUCUGACCAUUGAGCUCUGAAAUGGUUUCCCUACACAGAGAGGGUUUUGGCAAGGGUUGGAAUGAGAGGAGGUAGCAGUCUUGUCAUUUAGAAAAUCAAAGCUAGUUUUAAUGUAGUUCAACAUGGAAAGAAGGUAUAGAAAGUGAUGCGUUUAAAACAUUAGCAAAUUAAGGCUGAAUGUAGUUGGCUUAUGCAUGCCUGUAAUCCCAGCAUUUUGGGAGGCUGAGGCAGGAGGAUUGCUUGAGCCCAGGAGCUUGAAACCAGCCUGGGCAACAGAGUGAGACACUGUCUCUACAAAAAAUUUCAAAAGAAAAAAAAAAAGGAAAUUAAUAUUACUUAGCAGUAUUUGGUUCUAAGCAGAAGAGUGGGGGCUGUGAGGAAGUUGAGGUUUCUGGUAGUUCAUGAAUGAGAUGACUAAAAAUAUCUGAGGGGAUAGGGAAGAAUGGGUAUUUCUGUGAAAUAAAGGAAAGUAAGGGUAAAGAGAGAUGCAACCUUCGUAGGCAGCAGUGUUGAGAAUGAACUGCAGAAUAAAUAGAAAAGCAGCUAUAAAAUAAAGUGUUAACAAAAAUUUGGACAGAUGACAACUCAUUUAACAAGUGCUAAUAGUCUUCUGUGUCUGGUCCUAUGCUAACAGCAGGGCUGGGGAUAGGGUGGAGUGGUUGUGGUACAAGUAAAAUAUGAUAUUACAUUCUCUUUUUUCGUAGACCUUAAGAGUUCAGUUGAAGAGAUGUUUAGAUGGGUGUGGUGGCCUAUGCCUGUAAUACCAGCACUUUGGGAGGAUUGCUUGAGUCCAGGAGUUGGAGACGAGCCUGGGCAACUGAGUGAGAUCUCAUCUCUAC